Salvelinus sp. IW2-2015 is the source of this 955-nucleotide messenger RNA. The record is from RefSeq and is a predicted model, not a curated record. NCBI's taxonomy places the organism in Eukaryota, Metazoa, Chordata, Actinopteri, Salmoniformes, Salmonidae.
UCAACGCCCUGACAACGGGGAUGUUCAGCAGGUUUGGAGCUGCGGAGUCCAUCCACAGCGACCAAGGCAGAAGCUUUGAGUCCCGUGUGUUCGCCACCAUGUGUGAGAGGCUGGGUAUGCACAAGACCCGCACUACUCCUCUCCAUCCUCAAAGUGAUGGCCUUGUGGAGCGCUUCAACAAAACGCUUGGACAGCAGCUGGUCAUCGUCUCUGCCAAACACCAGCGUGACUGGGACAAGCACCUGCCUAUGGUUCUCAUGGCAUGCCGUUCCGCUGUACAAGACUCCACCUCCUGCACGCCUGCCCUCCUCAUGCUGGGGAGAGAGAUCCGCACCCCUGUGGAGAUGGCGUUUGGUCUGCCCCUGGAUAGCCCUCAUGUUCCCCCGGGGCCGGAGUCUGCCCGGAGACUCCAGGACCGCCUGGAGACAGCCCACACCUUCGCCAGAGAGCAGCUGGUGAAUGCAGGUGUGAGGCAGAAAAGAGAAAGGUGGCACUGCACCGGGACAGGUCCCCAAACCCCAGGGACCCCCACAAUUCCCCACUCUGGCAAUGACAUUCUCCAGGCACCCACCCCCAGGUGCCGCAGACAAGGCUCCAGACAGCCCACUCCCCCUGUCUCCCUCCCUGUGUCACUGCGUGGUUCCCCGGAGCCAUGGACUGUAUUCCCUGUUUCCACUUCCUUGUCCCCCAUAUCCCUUCCUUCAUCCCCUGGGUCCCAGAGGGGCAGCCCCCUGCCACGGAUGGAGCCCCGUGUUUCUCAUCUGGACACUCCGUGACCAUCACGGCCACGCAGGCAAAGGAGACCGCAGGGUCGCUUCAGAGACUUUGUUUGUUCCCUCGGGGACGAGGGACUUUGUGGUGGGGGGGCUGUGUAGCGACCCACACAGAUAGCGGUGUGUUAUGUGUUAGGCUAUUAGUGGGUUGUGUUGUACUUACCAGUGUUCGCGGGGUCCGA